Xiphias gladius (swordfish) is the source of this 3924-nucleotide messenger RNA. RefSeq names its product ADAM metallopeptidase with thrombospondin type 1 motif, 6 (gene adamts6). The transcript has 25 exons. The coding region runs from base 467 to 3865 and encodes 1132 amino acids. Gene Ontology annotation, molecular function: metalloendopeptidase activity. Gene Ontology annotation, cellular component: extracellular matrix. NCBI's taxonomy places the organism in Eukaryota, Metazoa, Chordata, Actinopteri, Istiophoriformes, Xiphiidae. The record is from RefSeq and is a predicted model, not a curated record. Gene Ontology annotation, biological process: extracellular matrix organization; proteolysis.
GUCACCAAACUGUCACCUCCGGGCAGAUCAAUAUUUAAUGAAUAAGGAAGUGGCACUUGCGCUCCUGGCGAUUUGCUCUUCCAGUGUCAGAUGACAUGUUCAGGUUAAACGGCGUGUUGAGUGAGAGGAUCCCACUCGAAGAUCGUGAGGAAUGCAGAUGGAUCGGUCAAGACAAGUUCCCAAUAUAGAGCUUCCUGUUUGGAGUUACACCUGAGAGUGACCGUGUCUGAUGAAUUAUGGUGUUUUCUACAAGCUGCUGACAUGAAUUCAGAGGCCAGUGAGAUGUGGAAGUGCUCGCCUUCAGGAGAAAUCUGAGACCCGGAUGAGCCUUCGAGCGCGACGAGAACAUAUAAGUGAAGGAGACAAACCAUGGACUUGUUAUGGUGUGGCGUCAGACCGACCGUGUGCUUUUAACCCGUUUGUAGCACCCUCUACCCCCACCCCAUGUCACAUCUUUCCCUGAAUUAUGGAAAUUUUGUGGAAGACGCUGACUUGGACACUGAGCCUGGUGGUGAUGGCUGCUUCUGAAUUUCAAAGCGUCAACAGACUUUCGCACAACUCUCAAGAGGAGUUCCUGUCCUACCUGCAGCACUACCAGUUGACUUUCCCAGUGCGGGUGGAUGAGAACGGAGAGUUCCUGAGCUACACUGUGAAGCACCACCGGCCGGGCCGACGGAGACGGGGGGCGGUGGACCCCAUAAUGGGACCAGUGCCCGCGUUGGACCCGGACCCUCCAGAGUCCCGGCUGUUCUACAGACUGUCAGCCUACGGAAAGCACUUUCACUUAAACCUGACACUCAACCCCCACCUGGUGUCGAAACAUUUCACAGUGGAGUAUUGGGGCAAAGAAGGGCUGGAGUGGCGUCAUAACAUGGUGGAUAAUUGUCACUAUGUUGGAUUCUUGCGAAAUCAGUACAGCACGACCAGAGUGGCUCUCAGCAACUGCAAGGGUCUGCAUGGUGUUAUAACAACAGAGGAAGAACAGUAUUUAAUAGAGCCAUUAAAGAACAUAUCCUCCACCACCUCCGGUGAAUGGAACCUGGAAGAAGCACAGCAACAUGUUAUUUAUAAAAUGUCUGCCAUUCCCUCACCGCAAGAGCAUAGCCAGGAGUUCAGCUGUGGCAUUUCAGACCUCAUUAAAAGCAGUGCACCUUGCCAGUUCAGCACACCUUCCCAUGUCCCCUCGUCCCCUGUCCCCCAAGAUGACAGCGAGCGGUCGAACAGCACCCACAGACAGAGACGCUCCAUCAGCACCGAGCGCUUCGUGGAGACGCUUGUGGUCGCUGAUAAAAUGAUGGUCGGUUACCACGGACGCAAAGACAUUGAGCACUACAUCUUGUCUGUAAUGAAUAUUGUUGCCAAACUUUACCGUGAUGCCAGUCUAGGAAAUGUUGUGAACAUUAUUGUGACCCGGCUGAUUGUUCUGACUGAAGAUCAGCCCAACCUGGAGAUUAACCAUCACGCUGACAAGUCUCUGGACAGCUUCUGUAAGUGGCAGAAGUCCAUCUUGUCUCAUCACGGUGAUGGCAACAGCAUUCCUGAAAAUGGGAUGGCUCAUCAUGACAACGCUGUCCUAAUCACCCGGUAUGACAUCUGCACCUACAAGAACAAACCCUGUGGUACCUUAGGCUUGGCCUCGGUGGCUGGAAUGUGUGAGCCGGAGAGGAGCUGCAGCAUCAAUGAAGACAUCGGCCUCAGUUCUGCUUUCACCAUCGCGCACGAGAUUGGCCACAAUUUUGGGAUGAACCAUGAUGGGAUCGGGAAUUCUUGCGGUACCAAAGGCCACGAGACAGCCAAACUGAUGGCCGCUCAUAUAACAGCCAACACCAACCCUUUCUCCUGGUCUGCCUGCAGCAAAGACUACAUCACCAGCUUUCUCGACUCAGGUCGGGGGACGUGUCUGGACAAUGAACCUCUGAAACGAGACUUCCUGUACCCAACAGUGGCCCCGGGGCAGGUGUACGAUGCAGACGAGCAGUGUCGCUUCCAGUACGGAGCCUCCUCACGCCAGUGCAAGUAUGGGGAAGUGUGUAGAGAGCUCUGGUGCCUUAGUAAAAGCAACCGCUGUGUAACAAACAGUAUCCCAGCUGCAGAGGGGACUCUGUGCCAGACCGGCAGCAUUGAGAAAGGGUGGUGCUACCAGGGGGAGUGUGUUGCGUUCGGUACCUGGCCUCAGAGUGUGGACGGAGGCUGGGGGCCCUGGUCGAUGUGGGGGGAGUGCAGCAGGACCUGUGGGGGCGGUGUAUCCUCCUCCAUGAGGCACUGUGACAGCCCAGCUCCGUCUGGAGGAGGCAAGUACUGUCUUGGAGAGAGGAAACGCUACAGAUCCUGUAACACUGACGCCUGCCCUGUAGGAUCCCGUGAUUUCCGAGAGAAGCAGUGUGCCGAUUUCGACAGCAUGCCUUUCCGUGGGAAGUACUACAACUGGAAGCCUUACACUGGUGGUGGUGUUAAGCCCUGCGCGCUGAACUGCUUGGCAGAGGGCUAUAACUUCUACACAGAGCGCUCUCCUGCAGUCAUAGAUGGCACCAGAUGUCAGGCUGACUCUCUGGACAUUUGCAUCAAUGGAGAGUGUAAGCAUGUGGGCUGCGACAACAUCCUGGGAUCGGAUGCUAAGGAAGAUCGAUGCCGCGUGUGUGGAGGGGAUGGCAGCACCUGCGAGGCCACGGAGGGACUCUUCAACGAGUCUUUGCCCAGAGGAGGCUACAUGGAGGUGGUGCAGAUCCCAAAAGGAUCAGUUCACAUCGAGAUUAAAGAAGUGGCCAUGUCCAAGAAUUAUAUCGCUUUGAAAUCUGAAGAGGAUGAUUAUUACAUCAACGGAGCGUGGACCAUCGACUGGCCCAGGAAGUUUGACAUCGCAGGGACGGCCUUCCACUACAAGAGACCCUCUGAUGAACCGGAGUCUUUAGAGGCGCUGGGAGCUACCACUGAAAACCUGGUUGUCAUGGUCCUCCUUCAGGAACAGAACAUGGGAAUACGCUACAAGUUCAACGUGCCGAUCCAGCGCACAGGAAGUGGCGACAACGAGGUGGGCUUCUCCUGGCACCACCUGCCCUGGUCUGAAUGCUCGGCUACCUGCGCCGGAGGUUCCCAGAAGCAGGAGGUGGUGUGUAAGAGGCUGGACGACAACUCGGUGGUGCAGAACAGCUACUGUGACCCAGACAGCAAACCUCCAGAGAACCAGAGGGACUGCAACACUGAGCCGUGUCCCCCCGAGUGGUUUAUCGGUGACUGGUCGGAGUGUGGGAAGACGUGUGAUGGCGGGACAAGGACGAGGACAGUCCUGUGCAUCAGGAAGAUUGGCCCGGCUGAGGAGGAGACGCUGGAGGACACCCACUGUCUGACUCACCGACCUAUCGAACAAGAGUCCUGCAACAACCAGUCCUGCCCGCCGAAGUGGGUCACUCUGGACUGGUCCGAGUGCACACCUAAAUGUGGCCCCGGCUACAAGCACCGCAUCGCCCUGUGCAAGAGCAGCGACCUGACAAAGACCUUCCCGCCCGCCCACUGCCCGAGCCACAACAAACCUCCGGUCCGAAUCCGCUGCAGUUUAGGGCGCUGUCCUCCUCCCCGCUGGAUCCCUGGUGAAUGGGGACAGUGUUCGGCGCAGUGCGGCCUGGGCCAGCAGAUGAGGACGGUGCAGUGUCUGUCGUACACCGGGCAGCCGUCUAAUGAUUGCGCAGAGUCCCUCCGACCCACCACCAUGCAGCAGUGUGAGAGCAAGUGCGAUGCCACCCCCAUCUCUAAUGGCGACGAAUGCAAGGAUGUAAACAAAGUGGCCUACUGCCCGCUGGUACUGAAAUUCAAGUUCUGCAGCCGAGCGUACUUCAGACAGAUGUGCUGCAAGACCUGCCAGGGGCACUGACGCUUGGACCACAAGAGCGAGACGUAGCGAGAGAGAGAGAGAGCGAGAGCGCGAGAGAC